This is a messenger RNA of Nymphaea colorata (pocket water lily), 720 nucleotides long. RefSeq names its product putative F-box/LRR-repeat protein At3g28410. Gene Ontology annotation, molecular function: protein binding. NCBI's taxonomy places the organism in Eukaryota, Viridiplantae, Streptophyta, Magnoliopsida, Nymphaeales, Nymphaeaceae. The record is from RefSeq and is a predicted model, not a curated record. The transcript has a single exon. Bases 1 to 720 code for a protein of 239 amino acids.
AUGGCUGCCUGUGGUGCUCAGAAGAUGGAAGUGGCAGAGGACCAACUGAGCGCACUGCCCGACCCCCUCAUUCAGCUCAUCCUUUCCUUCCUCCCCACGAAUGAGGCUGCCAGGACAAGCGUCUUGGCCCGAAGGUGGCUCCAUCUCUGGACCUUCAUCCCCAACCUCCAUCUUGAACUACGUCCUUGCAGGGACAUGCAUAAGGCUAGAAGGUUUGCUAUGGUGGUCGACCGGUGUCUCCUGUUUCGGCUCCCGCCGUUGCGGAGUCUUCGGUUGCAAAUUUGUGCUGAUGAUCCACUGGUGGAGGCCAAGCUGGAGAAAUGGGUUUGGCAUAUCUUCUCAAAGGACGGCCUCCAUGAGCUUGUUCUCCGACCAUUUUCUGUCACCAUGAACUGUAAGCAGUUCUGUUUAGAUGUGCCCAAGCUUCCUGUGCUUCCCCACUGCAAAGCCUUCAACUCCCUCAAUUCGAUACAUCUUUCUGAAUUGAGAGUGACGGAAAGUCUAAUGCAACACUUGGUACUAAAUUGCUGGUUGUUGGAGGACCUCGAAUUGAGCAACUGCUACAUUAUUGGUAAUAUCAAAAUCCAUGGCGGUACCCAUCUCCGUCUCAAGAAUCUGACGAUAAGCCAUUGCUUUAGCCGGUACUGGCAGUUGGACAUAGUUGCACCCAACCUUUCCACUUUCACCUUCGUGGACGACAGACUGAUCGACACCAAGUAA